Cucurbita pepo subsp. pepo (vegetable marrow) is the source of this 960-nucleotide messenger RNA. NCBI's taxonomy places the organism in Eukaryota, Viridiplantae, Streptophyta, Magnoliopsida, Cucurbitales, Cucurbitaceae. The record is from RefSeq and is a predicted model, not a curated record.
UCGGAUGUGGAGGAGAAUGAAGCAUAUUUACAAGGGGAAUGUUUAGAUCCUUUUGAGAACCCAGAAUGUGAUGCAUUUGAUGUCUUUGUUAAUGAGUUUCUGUGCGUUGGAAAAGGCUGCCCGUAUUCGUGUGUAGACAGAGCUCCCCAUGUCUUCACUUUUGCUUCAUCCACCGGGACAGCCCGGGCGACUUCUCAAGGACACGGUGAAGAUUAUCAGGUUCAAAUUGCAGUUGGCCAAUGCCCCAGAAGCUGUAUACAUUAUGUAACACCUUUGCAAAGAAUCAUUCUGGAAGAGCUACUUGACAGUGCCUUGGAUGUGCCAUAUGAUAAUUCAGCAGAGGCAGAUUUACUAUAUUCUCUUAUAGUGAAAUCAAAAUUCGAGAAUAAUCGAUACAGAAAGCCGAAGAGGGAGGAGCCAAAGACGUCGACCGAACGAGUCGAUUGGUAUUGAAAUCUUGAUUUUACCGUCUCGUGUUGAACUGAAUCAAGAAGAAACCAAUGCAGUGAUUCGGGCGGUUGAUGUCCUCUUCCUCUUUGAGAGUUGCGGGUCUUUCUGCAUGAGUGAUAGCUCACGCUCAAAACUUCUCGUACACGAGUCCUAGUCGUUGCGCAGCGGUCUGUUUCCCGGCUUUGCUUGCGCAAUGAUGAUUGGUUUCAUCCAUCCUCGACCCUAAUGAAAUUGAGUAUUCCAAUCAGUCAAGUGGUUCGGGUUCUCGACAGGUUCCCGUUCGCCUGCCCUCUCCCUCAUAGUCCAUUAGUGGGUAGGGUGGUAAACUGAUAGAUAGGGCGCCCGCCUCCUCUUCAGACAUGUCCUCGACAACUUGGCGGUUGUCCGGUCUCCGCUUUUGGGGGCAGAAGUGCUUUGGUCAAUAUAUAUAUUUGUUUAUUUAUUUAUUUGUGUUUAAGAUUUUUUAUUUUUAUUUUUGCAGGAACUCGACAUAGGAUGGCGGUGAGAGUG